Messenger RNA from Sinocyclocheilus anshuiensis, 2308 nucleotides. Its product is annotated as noelin-3-like. NCBI's taxonomy places the organism in Eukaryota, Metazoa, Chordata, Actinopteri, Cypriniformes, Cyprinidae. The coding region runs from base 168 to 1541 and encodes 457 amino acids. The transcript has 6 exons. Gene Ontology annotation, biological process: signal transduction. The record is from RefSeq and is a predicted model, not a curated record.
CACGUCUCUCAAACUUUUCUGCGCCCGGAGCGACGAUGAGAGCGCACGCACUUUCAGCAGCUCUAUCGAGGGUCUCCGAUCCCACGAUACUGAUAAGAAGCUCGAUCUGAAACAUUGGAGAGUGAAUCAGGUUGUAAGAGAGACGUGGGAGGGAGACUGGAGGCAGAAUGCGGGCGUUGUUCGUGGUGCUGAAACCGCUGUGUUUUCUCGCUCUAUUCGGCUACUGCCCUUCCGCGACCAUCAGACCCAAGGAAGGCUGGCAGGUGUACAGUUCAGCGCAGGAUACUGACGGCCGCUGCAUCUGUACGGUGGUGGCACCAGAACAGAACUUGUGCUCCAGAGACGCAAAGAGCAGACAGCUCCGCCAGUUACUGGAGAAGAUUCAGAACAUGUCGCAGUCGAUCGAAGUGCUGAACCUGAGGACCCAGAGGGACUUCCAGUAUGUCAUGAAAAUGGAGAGCCAGAUGAAAGGACUCCGAUCAAAGUUCAGACAAAUCGAGUCGAACCGAAGAACAUUAUUGACUAAAAACUUUCAGGAGCUGAAGGGGAAGAUGAAUGAACUGCAGCUGCUGAUUCCAGUGCUGGAGCAGUACAAGACUGAUGCCACACUCAUUUCCCAGUUCAAGGAAGAGAUCAGGAACCUGUCUCUUGUGCUGACUGCUAUCCAUGAGGAGAUAGGAGCGUAUGAUUAUGAGGAACUCCAGCAAAGGGUCCUCGGCUUGGAGGGAAGACUGAGGAACUGUAUGAACAAACUCACCUGUGGUAAGUUGAUGAAAAUCACGGGGCCCAUCACUGUAAAGACAUCAGGAACGAGGUUUGGAGCUUGGAUGAAAGACCCUCAGGCUUCACCUAAGAACAACAAGGUCUGGUACAUGGACAGCUAUACAAACAACAAGAUUGUCCGUGAGUACAAAUCAGUCAGCGACUUUGUAGCUGGGGUCGAGUCAAGAACCUACAACCUUCCAUUCCACUGGGCGGGAACCAAUCAUGUCGUCUACAACGGCUCCCUGUACUACAACAAGUACCAGAGCAACAUCAUUGUCAGAUACAGCUUUGAAAGUGGCCGGGUCAUGACCCAACGAGCACUUGAGUCUGCCGGCUUCCACAACGUCUACCCGUACACUUGGGGCGGAUUCUCCGACAUUGACCUGAUGGCCGAUGAGCUCGGUUUAUGGGCCAUCUAUGCCACCAAUCAGAAUGCAGGGAAUAUAGUCAUCAGCCAGCUGGAUCAUCUGACCAUCCAGGUACUGAACUCUUGGAACACAGAAUACUCCAAACGGAAUGCAGGUGAGUCCUUCAUGAUCUGCGGCACGCUGUACAUCACCAACUCCCACCUGACCGGUGCUAAGGUAUACUACUCUUACUCCACCAAAACCUCUACCUAUGAGUACAUGGACAUCCCCAUCCAUAACAAGUACUUUCACAUGUCCAUGCUGGAUUACAACGCCAGGGAUCGUGCACUUUACGGCUGGAACAAUGGCCACCAGGUACUGUUCAACGUCACGCUGUUCCACAUUAUUAAAAAUGAUGAUGAAUCCUGAUGGAUCUGCCCGGAGGUGAGAGGAAAACUUUGAUUCUGUAGUUACACUGAUCUAUAAUCGCUGUGGUAUUGCUAUGAAAUAAUGGGUUUUAUAUAUUUCAAUCAAAAGAUGUGCUUAGUUUGAGGUUCAGUGCCUCUGGAGAUGUCAGUCAGCAUUGCACUCCUCCAUUUGUAAAACAAUUGUCAUUAAACUCAAACUCGGACUCAGAUAAGGACAUUCAUGGACUUUUAAAGCUCUGUUUAAAUGUUGUUUGUGCAACUUUCAGUGCAUAGCAGUCGUGUUCAGCUAUAAUUCGUGAUUCAACAAAGAAUGUAACAAACACUUUUAACUAGAAACUUAGCAUUAAAUCAUUAAAUAAAAAAUCCUUAUUAUGGACAUUAUAUACUGAUCUAUCAAAAUGCAUCUCUUAGUUUUAGCUUGUCGAAUGUUUAGAGGAGUAAGGACAUAUUUUUCAUUUCAAUGUAUGACUUACAUUAAAAGGGAUUAUUCACCUCAAAAUAAACAUUUGCCAUUACUUACUCAUCUUUGUGUUGUGCCAAAACGUUAUGGCUUUCUUUCUUCUGUGGAACACAAAAGAAGAUAUGUUGAGAAAUAUAUCUACACAAUGGAAAUCAAUGGGCUCCAAUGUUUGUUCCCAGUGUUCUUUAAAAUAUCAUGUUCCACAGAGAGAAGAAAAGUCAUGCAGAUUUGGGAAAAAACGAGGGUGAGUAAAUGUUGACAGAAUUCUCAUUUUUGUUUAAACUGACCCUUUAAAGCUUUCAAAUCAA